AUGUCUGACCCCUUGCAGCCGCCACUGACUGAUUUCGUUUUUACAGCAGAAGAGGAAGAAGCCGUUGAAUUUGCAUUGACCACCAGUAAGCCCUGGAAGCAUGAGCAUGACGACCUCAAGGGUGUAAGGGCUGUCUUGGUCGCCUUGAAGGAUAGAUGCUGCUACUGUCGUAUGAAUCUUCACGGCGGAGGCAGUUUCAUCGUUGAUCGUGAACAUAUCGUCCCCAAGGAUAAAUACCGCGACCUAACCUACGUUAUUUCCAACCUUUCUGUUGCCUGCAAACGGUGCAACAUGCAAUUCAAAAAGGAUGACGUGGGGUUUCUCAUAAGUCGCGACACCAUUCUCACUAAUCACGGCUCAAGCGAUCAAUAUCGGUUCAUCCAUCCAAAUUUUGACAAAUACAGUCAGUUCAUCAAAAAAAUAAGCUAUGAGGAAGGUGACCAAGCCUACGUUAAAUACACAAAAACGGACCAUCCCAAGGCCGAAUAUACAUACUCCUAUUUCGACUUGCGAGCCUUGGAAGUGAAUAGCUUCGAUCAGGGUCAGGGCAUUGAUACUUCAAGCAAUUUGCGAAAAGCUCUAUUCUCCCUAGCAGUGGCCUACACUAAGGACUCCAAGUCGGCUGUGCGAGGAGUAUGCCGAGAACGCAAGCAAUCGCCUCGGGUUUUCAACCAAAUUCUCGGAACCAAGGCGUUGCAACCUUCUAUUGUCAGUGAGAUGCUACUCAGAUCGGCUCCCACAGCCGUGUCUGAUAUGAAUCUCCGAAACCGAAGUAUUACUGGUGGAGUUCUGAGUCUGCGCUGGAUCAGGAAGCCCAGUAGCCUGCGGAUU
Messenger RNA from Mesorhabditis spiculigera, 831 nucleotides. NCBI's taxonomy places the organism in Eukaryota, Metazoa, Nematoda, Chromadorea, Rhabditida, Rhabditidae. The record is from the annotation of a GenBank genome assembly.